Effrenium voratum is the source of this 1500-nucleotide messenger RNA. NCBI's taxonomy places the organism in Eukaryota, Dinophyceae, Suessiales, Symbiodiniaceae. The record is from the annotation of a GenBank genome assembly.
AUGAUUGUUUCAUGCGGCAGCGUGUCCUAUCCCAAUGGUGCGGUGCGGCAUCCAUAUCCGGCCUCGAAAGGCUCAAUCAUGGACUCCACCGCUCUCGACCCGUUCAUCCUGUCGCGCAUCCAGUUCGCGGCCAACAUCUCGUUUCACAUCCUGUUUCCGACGAUCACCAUCGCGCUCGGCUGGGUGCUGUUCUACUUCAAGCUGCGCUACCAUCGCUCGGGCGACGCGGCGUGGAUGGAUGCCUAUUUCUUCUGGGUGAAGGUGUUUGCCCUGUCCUUUGCGAUGGGCGUCGUCUCGGGCAUCACCAUGAGCUUCCAGUUCGGCACAAACUGGCCUGGCUUCAUGGAAACCGUCGGCAACAUCGCCGGCCCCUUGCUGGCUUAUGAGAUCAUGACCGCCUUCUUCCUGGAGGCGGUGUUCGUCGGCAUCAUGCUGUUCGGUUUCCGGCGCGUUUCGAACCGCAUCCACACGCUGGCAACGUUCCUUGUCGCCUUCGGCACGACGAUGAGCGCGUUCUGGAUUCUCGUCCUGAACUCGUGGAUGCAAACGCCCGCGGGCUUUGAAAUGCGCGACGGCGUGGCGCAUGCGACCGACUGGUUUGCCAUCAUCUUCAACCCGUCCAUGCCCUACAGGCUCAUCCACAUGCUGCUGGCGUCGGGCCUGACCGUUGCGUUCCUGAUCGCCGGCAUUUCCGCCCUGCGCUACCUGCUCGGCGACCGCACCCCUGCAUUGCGCAAGGCGCUGAACACCGGGAUCGUGCUCGGCGCGGUUCUCAUUCCUGCGCAGAUUCUUGCCGGUGACAUGCACGGGCUGAAUACGCUGGAACAUCAGCCGGCCAAGAUCGCCGCGAUGGAAGGCCAUUGGGAGACGCAGAGCCGCGCGCCGCUGAUCCUGUUCGCGCUGCCGGACGAAGAAGCCCGCGAGAACAAUUUCGAGGUGAAGAUCCCCGGCCUUGCCAGCCUGAUCCUGACCCAUUCGCUGGAUGGCGAGGUGCCGGGGCUUAACGAUUUCGUGCUGGAGGACGGCACCAUCAAGCAUCCGCCUGUGGCGCCCGUCUUCUGGGGUUUCCGUAUCAUGGUCGGCACGGGUCUGGUGAUGCUGGUCAUGGCAUGGACAGGCACCUGGUUCCUGUGGCGCCGCGGCGGCACCGCCAAUCCGCUGCCGCGCUGGCUGGCACUCGGUUUCGUGCCGAUGGCUGUCAGCGGCUGGGUCGCGACCCUGUCGGGCUGGUAUGUCACCGAGAUCGGCCGGCAGCCAUGGCUCGUCACCGGCGUGAUGACCACCAAGGACGCGCUCGGCCCCGUCGCUGGCGGCAUGGUGCUGUCGACGCUUCUGGCCUAUCUCGCCGUCUAUGUUCUGCUGCUCGGCGCCUACGCCUUCGUCAUCAUCCGGCUGGCCGUCAAGGCAGCCAGACAGGGCGAUGAACGGCCGGAGCCCGGUCCCGCGGGGGGCACCGCGAUCCCGGGCGGCAAAGACGCCAUGCCCCAGCCGGCGGAGUGA